Callorhinchus milii (elephant shark) is the source of this 3451-nucleotide messenger RNA. RefSeq names its product monocarboxylate transporter 2. Gene Ontology annotation, molecular function: monocarboxylic acid transmembrane transporter activity. Gene Ontology annotation, biological process: transmembrane transport; monocarboxylic acid transport. Gene Ontology annotation, cellular component: membrane. The coding region runs from base 204 to 1676 and encodes 490 amino acids. Lineage: Eukaryota; Metazoa; Chordata; Chondrichthyes; Chimaeriformes; Callorhinchidae. The record is from RefSeq and is a predicted model, not a curated record. The transcript has 5 exons.
UUUAUAAUGAACUAUGCCCAAGCACACAAUACCAAUCCUGCUUUUCACAUCAAAAUUAUUAUGCUCCCUGCAUGCAGAGAGUGACUGGAUCAGAUGUCCAUUUCAUAAUUGUUAAAAGAAACUCCUCCUGCACAGAUUGACAAAGGAACAGUUAGAGUUACUGGAAGUGCACACAGUUAAUCAAGAACAAGAAGAGGUCCAAGAUGCCACCCCCUGUUCAAGAUCUCCCUCCCCCAGACGGAGACUGGGGCUGGGCAGUGGUCGCCGGAGCUUUCAUCUCCAUUGGUUUUUCUUAUGCGUUUCCCAAAGCCAUAACUGUGUUCUAUAAGGAUAUCCAGGAGAUCUUUCAUACCUCAUAUAGUGAGAUCGCAUGGAUCUCGUCAAUCAUGCUGGCGGUCAUGUAUGCUGGAGGGCCUAUAAGCAGCAUUCUUGUAAACAAGCAUGGAUCCCGUCCAGUGAUGAUUGGUGGAGGGCUCCUGUGUUCAUUUGGGAUGAUAUCUGCUUCAUUCGUCAACAAUGUUAUUGGGCUUUACGUUUGUAUAGGGAUCAUUGGAGGUCUUGGAUUGGCUUUCAAUUUGCAACCUUCCUUAACUAUGAUUGGAAAGUACUUUUACAAGAAGAGACCUAUUGCUAAUGGACUGGCUAUGGCUGGUAGUCCAGUGUUUCUCUGUAGUUUGGCACCUUUAAAUCAGUUCUUAUUCAAUCAGUUUGGAUGGAGAGGCAGUUUCAUCAUCCUCGGUGGACUCCUGUUAAACUGCUGUGUGGCAGGUUCCUUGAUGAGGCCAUUGGUACCCAAGCCAACGCCCAAGAUCAAAAAAGACCCAGAGUUUGCAGCCCCGAAGAAGGAUGAGAGUGCAGACACAGGGGCCAGCUCUUUGAAGAAAGAGAAGAAAAAGUUUUCAUUGUAUGCAGUAUUAAAUAAGUACCUUGAUCUCAGCCUCUUCCAGCAUCGAGGUUUUCUCAUUUAUUUAUCAGGAAACGUUAUCAUGUUCUUUGGCUUCUUUUCCCCAAUAGUGUUCUUGGCUCCUUAUGCCAAGCACAAGGGCAUAGAUGAGUAUUCUGCAGCCUUUUUGCUUUCCAUUCUUGCUUUUGUAGACAUGUUCGCACGGCCCUCCAUGGGUCUUCUCGCAAACUCUAAAUGGGUGAGACCAAAAAUCCAGUAUUUCUUAAGUUUUGCGGUAUUCUACAAUGGGCUCUGUCACGUUCUGUGUCCAUUAGCAGAGGACUAUACAGGUCUGGUGAUCUACGCCAUCUUCUUUGGCUUCGCCUUCGGGAUGGUGAGCUCCGUUUUAUUCGAAACGCUAAUGGAUUUAGUUGGAGCCAAGAGGUUCUCCAAUGCAGUGGGGCUUGUGACGAUCGUCGAGUGCUGUCCUGUGCUUCUGGGGCCACCACUAGGAGGUUUACUGGUGGACCUAACUAAAGAUUACAAAUACAUGUACAUAACCUGUGGGAGCAUUGUAAUAGUAGCAAGCAUCUACUUAUUUAUCGGAAAUUUCAUCAACUACAGACUCCUGGAGAAGGAGAAGAAAAUUAGAGAGGAGAAUAUGAAAACACCCCCAGAUGAUUCAGAGGUGAAAGAUGGUGGUGACCAUAUCAAGAGCAUCGACACUGAUGAUGUUGCAGUUGAUCCUCGGAAACUCUUGGAAAGUUCUGCUGAUAAAGAAACUAAUAUUUAAUGGAGCGCCCUGUGUACUUGAAUUUGAGUGCCAGAAUUUUCACUUUACUUCAGAGGAUUAUAUGUCAGUCUUUUGGGUAGAUAUGCAGGGCUCCAACAGGGGCAUUUCCCGCUGCAUUUAGCCUGUUUCGUUCCUUAACCCUUUAGACCCAAAAGGGAAUCCUUGGUUCCUAAGUGUUACCUGGUCGGAGUUUUUCAGGGAUGCAACUAAAUCACAUAUUUGUCCAUAGACGGGUAUCAGUGCACAGUUCGUGCUCCCCUGUCCUGAGGUGCAGAGGAAAUAAUACUCAGAGUUAACGUGCUUGGUUGGGAGCACAAAAUCCUCCUUCUGCCUCACAAUGUCAUUACAGUAUUCACAACUUUUCACUUUAUGCUAAUAUGCAGCCAUUUUUAUUCCUUGUCAUUAUUGUCACAGAUGAGUAGUUUUAACAGUGUGUCAGCAUAAAAAUGGGGACAGUAGUUCUUUUCUUAUCAAACUCAUAUUUAAAUAUUACUAUGCACUAAAACAUUUUUUUACAGUCUAAGGUAUCCAUGCUAGGAGCAGCAUAAAUUACAAAAACAGCAACACAAGCAGAAUCAGAGUGAAUCUUAGAGUCAGCAAUAUGAGCUUGCCUCAGAAGAGGGCAGCAGACUAAGAUAAACUUAAUUUCCUCAGGAAGAGAUGCACCUUUACUGCUAGUUCUUCAAAUAGAGUAAGUCAGCCUAUAAUUUAGGAAACUUUCAGGAAACCAAACAAUAGGAAAUAACAUAUUGCAUUCACUUUUGCAGCUAACUAAUUAAAACCAGCUUUUCAGUAUAAAGGUUUCAUGUAAAUCAGAAAGAGUUUGAAGAUCCAAGAUCCUUAGUGUUCAGCUACAAACCAAUCACUGGGUUAAAAAUGCAGUGUUUCAUAAUAGAAUCGAUAUUCUCAAAUUGUUAUGAAACAUAUUUUUCACCUGAAUAUUAAUUCUCUGAAAUUGGUCUAUAUAAUCCAACUAAUUCCACAAACUUCAAGAGAUGAACCAUUAAGGGUUAUUUUAAAUACAGAAUUAAAUAAAGAUUUGUGUUUAAAAUAGUUGCAUUUUACACUGUUAAAUGACAGGAUCAAAUUUCAUAUUAUGAAGUGACAUUGUGUUGUUUUAGAGGAAAUACUGACUGUAGUAGAAAUCUUUCAUAUGCAACAAAAUAAAAAGUUCAGAGUAAUAAAGCCUGAAUAAUGUAACCGGAGGUGCUCAAGACAGUGUUGGGUCAGCUCAUAUAAUGUCAGGAUAAAACAAUUGCAAGAGAACAACUGGACCUUCCUGUGGGGAAAUGUCACAUCUUUGCAUUGCUCCUCCACGCAGCAACCUAACCUCAGGCAGGAAAUAAUUAAGUGGAGAAUUACAACAGACACAGGCUGCAUCCUACCACACCAUGGAACACUUACAAUCCUUACCUCACUUAUAAAUGUGAUGCACUGAUCUCUUCCCAUUGCAUUUUUCCCAGCCUUAAUCUUGUUCUGGUUGCUUCCUAAAUUUAACACUUGCCUUUUUAUUUGUUCACGACUAGUAAUAAGAAACCUCUGUAAAUAUCUGAUGUAGUCUGUGACACUAGAGUUUCUUUAACCGUAAGUCUUCUUUACCUGAAUCAAUCUUGUGUAACUGGACAAUCCUUUGGUGAAAGAAUACUUUCUGUAACUCAUUGACAUAUCUGAACACCGCCCCCCCCCCCCCCCCCCCCCCCCCACUCCCCAUCUAUGUAUGUUUCUCAACCACAAAUACUGUCUGUAAAAUUAAAGAUGAAUAUAGCAGAACCUGA